GACGAGUGCGGUGUCCUGCGGGGAUGAACGGGAGCGCGGUGUGCAACUGCACGUCGGCGUCGGGCGAGGCGUCGGCGUCGUCGGGCGGGUGGGAGGGCGGCUCGACGCUGCUCCUCCUCCAGACGGCCUUCUUCGGCUCCAUCGUGGCCCUCACCGUCCUCGGGAACCUCCUCAUCAUCCUGGCCAUCGUCCCCAGCUCCCAGCUCCGCUCGCCCACCCACGCCCUCAUCGCCAACCUCGCCGUCGCUGACCUCCUCCUCGGGGUCACCGUCCUACCCUUCUCCGCCGCCAGGGAGAUCUACGCAGGUCGGUGGUUGUUCGGGCCGACCCUCUGCGUGGUCUGGACGACGAUGGACGUGUUCUGCUGCACGGCGUCGAUCCUCUCGCUGUGCGGGAUCUCCCUGGACCGGUACAUCGGGGUCUCGCGGCCCCUCGGCUACUCGCGGAUCCUGAACCGGCGCCGCGUCCGCGCCCUCAUCGCCGGGAUCUGGGCGCUGGCGCUGGGCAUCAGCAUGGCCCCCUCCCUCGGCUGGCGGCAGGAGCUCCAGCCGGGCGAGUGCCACGUCAACAAGCAGCUCGGCUACGUCGUCUUCUCCGCCUGCGGCUCCUUCUACCUCCCCGCGCUCGCCAUACUGGUGCUCUACUCCCUCGUCUACCGCGCCGCGAUACGCCACUCCCGGUUCCUCCUCGACGGGACGCGCGUCACGAGGUCUGACGUCACGCUAAGGGUACAUAAAGGACGCGUCAGCAUCGAUAAUUCCUGCCAUUUGGAUCACAAUGUUCAGGAGUCGAGCAUGUCGCUGGCAGCGUCGCCUUCGGAGCUGAAGCCGCCGGGUAUGGUGGGAGCCGGAGAAGCGCCUUCGAAACACCACCUGCACCUCCCGCGUGGCAGCGACGCCUGCAAGCAUUUCAUGGCCGGCUUCGAGCGACGGGCCGCCAAGUUCCACUACCAGAAGAAGGCCGCCAAAACGCUCAGCGUUGUCGUCGGCGGCUUCUUCUUCUGCUGGUGUCCCUUCUUCAUCAUCCUGCCUCUCGACGCGGCGUGUCCAAGCUGCGAGAUCUCGGGGACGCUGUUCAGCUUCACGUUCUGGCUGGGCUACUUGAACAGCUGCCUGAACCCGUUCAUCUACGCCUGCUCCUCCCGGGAGCUCCGCCGAGCCUUCCUCGACAUCCUCCGCUGCCGCUGCCGCCCCUGCCCCUGCGCCCGCGACCACAAGGCCCCGCCAACCCUCACUUACUCCAGCUAGUCCACCGCCCCACCCACCACCACCCUCACCCUCCACCCGCUCAGGAGCCACCGGCCAAGCUGGGCCUUCGACCAAGAGCCCCUACCCACCCCCCGGUGAAUGAACCUUGGGCAUGCUCCUUUGAGAGCAACUCCCGACGAGCCAAUGGACCACUACACGGUAAAAAUUAAAUUCCUAAAAAAAGUUGCUGCAAUAUUUCAACGUAGAUUUCACAACACAAAAAUGCUACUUUAAUCACUAAUGUAAGCUGAUGUAACCAC
Messenger RNA from Bemisia tabaci, 1507 nucleotides. Its product is annotated as alpha-1A adrenergic receptor. Gene Ontology annotation, cellular component: plasma membrane. Gene Ontology annotation, biological process: positive regulation of cytosolic calcium ion concentration; adenylate cyclase-activating adrenergic receptor signaling pathway; phospholipase C-activating G protein-coupled receptor signaling pathway. NCBI's taxonomy places the organism in Eukaryota, Metazoa, Arthropoda, Insecta, Hemiptera, Aleyrodidae. Gene Ontology annotation, molecular function: alpha1-adrenergic receptor activity. The record is from RefSeq and is a predicted model, not a curated record.